Messenger RNA from Anastrepha ludens (Mexican fruit fly), 624 nucleotides. RefSeq lists its product as uncharacterized. Bases 261 to 560 code for a protein of 99 amino acids. The record is from RefSeq and is a predicted model, not a curated record. NCBI's taxonomy places the organism in Eukaryota, Metazoa, Arthropoda, Insecta, Diptera, Tephritidae. The transcript has 2 exons.
AUACAGCAAAUGCGGAGAAACCAAAGUUGAGAAAAUCUUCAAGCAGGGCAACACUAUCAUGAAUCAGUCACCAGCUGCGAAAAAAUUCUGACAAUUCAUUGACUUUCGUUUAUUUUUCCCGUGAGCGACCAUAAUUGUUGGAAAAUUGCAAAAAUUGUGAAACUUUCUUUGUUUUUAUUUAACGAUAACAAGGCAGGAGAGUCGUGAAGGACGAGCACAAUAAAUAUUUGACACUCACGAAAGGCAAGCGAUCGCACCAAAUGAAUGUCGAUUCCUUCCAGCAGUCGCUAAAUCAAUCGCUGCAAAUUCUCAUAUUAAAGAUUGAACAAUUCGUGGGAGUAGCAGUGCAAGCAGCGACAUUACUUCAACGCCAAUUCGCUGAGGCAACAAGAAAUUGGAGUAGUCCUAUUGAGUUUUCGCCACUACAGUUGACGCUAUUGAAAGUGCUACUGGUGCUGCUACUGGGCACUGCUGGACUUAUUGCGUAUUCGUGGCGUGUUUACGGCAACGUAAUUACUGAGAAAUUCGUGCGGGCACACUUAAGGAAAUCGAAGAGCUGAAGUUAUCGGUCGCUAAAUUGAAGUUACCUAAAGAACAUUCACCUCGAAUUUAGAGCAACUUCUG